This is a messenger RNA of Penicillium mononematosum, 1545 nucleotides long. Its product is annotated as MFS transporter. The coding region runs from base 1 to 1545 and encodes 514 amino acids. Gene Ontology annotation, molecular function: transmembrane transporter activity. The transcript is spliced from 2 exons. The record is from RefSeq and is a predicted model, not a curated record. NCBI's taxonomy places the organism in Eukaryota, Fungi, Ascomycota, Eurotiomycetes, Eurotiales, Aspergillaceae. Gene Ontology annotation, biological process: transmembrane transport.
AUGGAAAAAGACGACAUGGUGCAAGAGCGCGGCAACGAGGUUGAUACCAAAACACCCGACCUGCCAAGCCAGCAUGGAGACACGCGCCAGGAAGGGUACUCUCAGUUCACUGUGGCCCAGAAGCGGGCUAUUGUUGCCAUGGGAUCCUUGGCUAGUUUCUUCUCACCCUUGUCUUCGAGCAUUUAUCUGCCCGCCUUGACCUCCAUUGCGAAUUCCUUGCAUAUCUCCAUCUCCCAGGUGAACUUGACGGUCACUACUUAUCUGAUUAUGCAGGGGGUGGCACCCAUGCUGAUCGCAGGCUUCUCGGAUACCGCAGGCCGCCGUCCCGCUUACAUCAUUUGCUUCACAAUUUACCUUGCAGCCAACCUGGGACUUGGUCUCCAAAACAGCUAUGCUGCCCUCCUGGUCCUCAGAUGUCUCCAGAGUGCAGGUAGCAGUGGCACUGUGGCCCUGGCAAACGGGUUGGUCGGAGACAUGAUCACGUCCGCGGAACGAGGCUCAUACAUCGCCUUCGCCUCAGUCGGGAGCAUGUUAGGUCCGUCUUUGUCACCAAUCAUUGGCGGCCUUAUCAGUCAGUACACCGAUUGGCAAUGGAUCUUCUGGUUUCUGCUCAUCUUCGGUGGCGUGUUCUUCCUCAUCCUAGGUCUAUUCCUGCCGGAGACUUGUCGCAAAGUCGUCGGAGACGGGUCCAUCCCACCGCCUCCUUUGAAUAACUCUGUGGCGGAUAUUAUCCGGCAUCGCACGCGCAAGCGGAAAGGUCUCGUGCCUGACCCAGACAAGGAAGCUGAGAUACGGAAGAACUACUCCCUCCGGUUCCCGUCGCCGGUCCCGACUAUGAAGGUUGUCCUGGAUAUCGAGACGUCGGUCAUCCUACUCACCACAGGCCUGCUGUUUGCUGGUUUCUAUGCUGUCAUGACUGGUGCAUCGACCUCCUUCCAUAAGAUCUACCGGUUCAACGACCUCCAUGCUGCCCUGAUGUACCUCCCCAUCGGCGGAGGAGGGGUUCUCUCGGCCUUCACGACUGGCCGGCUGGUCGACUGGAACUACCGUCGCCAUGCGAAACGUGCCGGUCUCACUGUGGUCAAGAAUGUGCGUGCGGAUAUCCGGAACUUCAACAUUGAGCGUGCGAGACUUGAAGUCGCCCUUCCACUCUACUACAUCAGUAACUUGGCGAUGCUGACCUACGGCUGGGUGUUGGGUCACAAGGUCAACCUUGCUGCUCCUAUAAUUCUUUUGUUCAUUAUCGGAUGGUCGAUUAUCGGUACGUCGCAGGUCCUCAACGCCUUGAUGGUGGAUCUCUGGCCGGGGAAGUCCGCGGCUGCGACUGCUGCAAACAAUCUGUUCCGGUGUGAGCUUGGUGCCGCGGCGUCAGCAGCGAUCAGCCCUAUGAGAUCUGCGAUGGGCGAGGGCUGGGCAUACACAACACUUGCUUUGAUCCCGAUUGCUGUUUCUCCUUGCUUGUGGAUCGUGGCGAUUAAUGGGAUCAAAUGGCGACAGAAAAGAAAUCGGAAGGACGAGGAGAAGUCGUCAUGUGAACAGGACUAA